Colletotrichum orchidophilum is the source of this 2094-nucleotide messenger RNA. Its product is annotated as CHY zinc finger domain-containing protein. Lineage: Eukaryota; Fungi; Ascomycota; Sordariomycetes; Glomerellales; Glomerellaceae. The transcript has a single exon. The coding region runs from base 1 to 2094 and encodes 697 amino acids. Gene Ontology annotation, molecular function: zinc ion binding. The record is from RefSeq and is a predicted model, not a curated record.
AUGAUUUCUCUCACAAAUCAAGGCGGCAGCACACACCAGCAGGCCGUCCCCAGGCCCCGCAACGACCGCGUGGUCCCCAAACCCGUCCCGGAGGCCCGGUCCAAGGAUCCCCGCGGUUACCAGCUUGACCAGCUGCGCAAGCGCUACUCGCCCCGCGAAUCCACCACUGCAGACGGUACCACCACAUCCCUCAUCUUCCGCAUCAAGCCAUCCGACCCGGACUUCCCGUUCGAGCUGGAGCAUCUGCAGUGCGAUCUCCGCGUGCCGGAGGAGUACCCCGAGGCAACCGCUGUCUUGCACGUGCGGAAUAGCGAUAUCCCGCGCGGAUUCUGCAUCAACAUUGAGCGGGGAUGGGACAGGCUCGUCGCCGAGCGCCAAGGGGCCACCCUUCUCGCCCUCACCUACGCCCUGGACAAGAACCUGGAAAAGUUCCUGUCCGAGCAGGAGGUAGCUACUGUGAAGUUGGUCACGUACAAGGACGAAGGGGUGAAGGACACCCGUCACCUCGAAGCCGCCGCCAUUGCCUCCAUCCCAGGCCCGGCCACGCAGAUCACCAAAGCACCAUCCCCGGCACCGGCACCGGCGGCGUCGACCGUGAGGUACUACACUCCUGAAGAAUACUUCACCAAGGAGGAGAUGGCGGCCGCGAAAGCCCGGCGCGCGCAGGAGACGCGGCAGCUGGAGACUCGCAUGGGACGCCUGUCUCUGUACCGCCGUUCUCCGGACGGCAUCGUCUACGCGCUUCCUCUCGAGCCUCGUCGUCGCGGCGAGCUACCUCCUGGACUGCAAGGUGUCAAGACCGUACAUCUCAUCGUGCCACUGCUGUAUCCGCUCCAGCCGCUGCGUAUCCAGCUGAACGAGUGUGACUCUCAAGACGCCGAACCCCUGGAGGAGCUCUACGUACAUAAGGCAGCGGGACAGAAGCAGAUGACUCUCACCAGCCACGUGAACUACUUGGCUCAAAACAUGCACGUCCUAGCAAAGCAGGCGGCGGCGCCGCCCAAGCCUGCUGCUGCUGCUGCUGCUCAGCCCGUAUCAACCCUGGAAUCUGAAAAGGAUUCCAAGGCAAAAGCACCGGCUAUGGAUGAUAAUGACCGUGGCCACAUCAAGGUCAUCCCGCGGCCGCCGGAAUGGGGCCGUCCCGGCGCCGACGGUGACGACGACGCAGACCAAUCAGACAGCUAUGACUCAGAAGACGACUCAGACGAAGGCGGCGCCGACCUCGACGCCGAACCACCCAACCUCUCCUCCGGCCUCACCCCGGAAAGGGGCACAUCCAUCUCCUUCCCGACCAUCGAGCUCCACAGCAUCGAGCUCUUCCAGGUCUCCAUCCUCAACCUGAGCGUGAAGUGCUCGCGCUGCAAGACCAUCAACGAGAUCACGGGCCUCAAGCACGAGGUCGCCCAGACCGCUAGCUGCCGCAAAUGCGCCGCCGGCCUCGCGGCGCAGUUCCGCCAGACGCUCGUCCACGCCAACUCUACGCGCGCCGGCUUCGUCGACCUCACGGGCUGUAUCGUGUCCGACAUGCUCCCCAGCACCUUCAUCCCCGUCUGCGCAAAGUGCUCCACGCCAAGCCAGGGCCUCGUCGCUGUCCGCGGCGACGCGGUCACCAACGUCUGCCGCACCUGCCACGGCAAAUUCACCUUCAAGAUCCCCACGGUGAAGUUUCUCACCCUUUCGGCCAGCGGGCUUGCGGCCCCGACAACGGGGCCGAUCAAGAAGGCCGAGAAACUCGGUCUGCAGGUGGGCACCCCGCUACCGGACCGGGGCGCGUGCGUGCACUACCGCAAGAGCUACCGUUGGUUCCGGUUCUCGUGCUGCGCAAAAGUGCACCCGUGUGACCGCUGCCACGACGAGGCGGAGAACCACGUCAACGAGUGGGCCAACCGGAUGGUGUGCGGCUGGUGCAGCCGCGAGCAGCGGUACUCGCCAGAGGCGUGCGGGUUCUGCGGCCGGAGCGUCAUCGGGCGCAAGGGGAAGGGGUUCUGGGAGGGCGGUAAGGGCACGCGCGACCGCAAGCUGAUGAGUCGCAAGGACCCGAGGAAGUUCAAGAGGGUAGGUGGGGGUGCGGCGGCGGCUGCAAAGAAGGAGUAG